Amphimedon queenslandica is the source of this 523-nucleotide messenger RNA. RefSeq lists its product as uncharacterized. The annotation marks the transcript as partial. Gene Ontology annotation, biological process: DNA integration; DNA recombination. The transcript has a single exon. The record is from RefSeq and is a predicted model, not a curated record. NCBI's taxonomy places the organism in Eukaryota, Metazoa, Porifera, Demospongiae, Haplosclerida, Niphatidae. Gene Ontology annotation, molecular function: DNA binding.
GACUACUAAAUUGCGUUUUUUCUAUAAUGGCAAGUAUCUGUGUUUGAGAGGAGGCAAUGAACAUCGCCUCCUUCGUUUUUCUCAAUUUACUCGUGAAACUGCAACAGCUGAUGGCAAAGAAAGAGCAUGUUACAUAUACACAGAACAAGGGUCAAAAAAUCACGGUGGAGGAAUGGGUCAAUUGCAUCUUGAUAACAAAGUUGUGCGUCACUUUGAGGUUCCGGAGGCAGGCUCUCGAGAUUAUGUUCAUAUACUUGACCAGUACUUUGAGAAAGUUCCUAGAGAAGCUAUAGAAAAAGAUAACUUCUAUGUACGCCCAUUAUCAAGUAUAGUUGAAGGAAAGCCCUGGUUUACUUCUGUUCCAAUUGGAAAGAAUAAGUUAUCUUCAAUGGUUAAGGAUAUGUGUGCUGCUGGGAGUAUUGAGGGCAAUAAAACAAACCAUAGUCUUCGAUCAUUUGGUGUAACGACAAUGUUUAAGAAAAGCGUACCUGAGAAAUUGAUUCAGGAGAGGUCUGGCCAUUGA